This is a messenger RNA of Musa acuminata subsp. malaccensis (wild Malaysian banana), 1437 nucleotides long. RefSeq lists its product as uncharacterized. Gene Ontology annotation, biological process: iron import into the mitochondrion. The record is from RefSeq and is a predicted model, not a curated record. Gene Ontology annotation, molecular function: ferrous iron transmembrane transporter activity. NCBI's taxonomy places the organism in Eukaryota, Viridiplantae, Streptophyta, Magnoliopsida, Zingiberales, Musaceae. Gene Ontology annotation, cellular component: mitochondrial membrane.
CAAAAACGGAAAUGGAAACACGAAACAAAGCGACGGAGACAGCAGACGACAGAACGAAUCGAAACCCCAAUAUCGACCGAAGCGAACACCAACGCUAUGAUCAUUAUCUCUUCCUCGCUCCCGAUGAUUCCCCCACUUGAUUUCGAUCCGAUGUGACGCCUACACUCUCCCUCUUCUCUGAAGUACUGCACGGGUGCACGCCUCUUCGAUCUUGAUUGCCUCUUCUCUCCAUCAAAGUUCGAUCUUUGCCGCCUCCAUGGCCACCGACGCCCCCGCCAAGUUCCGCCGGCCGGAGCUCUUCCCCUCCGCCGGCGACCUCAGCGUCGCCCAGCACGACGGCCUCCGCUUCUGGCAGUUCAUGGUCGCCGGAUCCGUCGCCGGCCUCGUCGAGCACACCGCCAUGUUUCCCGUUGACACCCUCAAGACCCGGAUGCAGGCGGGGUCGCCGCUCGGCAUGCGCCAGGCUCUCCGCGCCGUCCUCAGCCUCGAGGGCACCUUCGGCCUCUACCGCGGCCUCGGCGCCAUGAGCCUCGGCGCCGGCCCCGCCCACGCCGUCUACUUCUCCGUAUAUGAGCUCUCCAAGGAGUCCCUCGCCAGGGGAAACCCCAACAAUCCGGUCGUCCACGCUGCCUCCGGGGUGCUUGCUACGGUCGUCAGCGACGCCGUGUUCACGCCGAUGGACACCGUGAAGCAACGGCUGCAGCUGAAGGGUAGUCCAUACAGAGGGGUUAUGGACUGCGUCGCCAGGGUUCUGAGGGAAGAGGGUUUUAGGGCGUUCUUCGCUUCGUACAAGACUACCGUGGUGAUGAACGCCCCUUACACCGCGGUGCACUUUGCGACAUAUGAGGCGGCAAAGAGGGGGAUGAGGGAGAUUUCGCCGGAGAUUGCAAGCGACGAGCGACUAGUCGUGCAUGCCACUGCUGGCGCUGCUGCGGGUGCCUUGGCGGCGGCUGUCACCACACCCCUCGAUGUGGUCAAGACACAGCUACAGUGUCAGGGUGUUUGCGGUUGCGAUAGAUUUUCAAGCAGCUCUACAAGUGAGGUUAUACGGGCUAUAAUAAGGCGCGAUGGGUAUACUGGCCUGAUGAGGGGCUGGAAACCUAGAAUACUAUUUCAUGCACCAGCUGCGGCCAUUUGCUGGUCUACUUAUGAAGCAACCAAGUCAUUAUUUCAAAAGCUGAAUGAUGAAAAGUGACCAUCUGUCAUAAAGAAAAAUUUUUCCCCCUUUCGGGUAGUUCUAAAUAUUAUACAGAAACCUACCUUGGCACCAGGAUAUCUCAUAGUCUUCCCCCCCACCCCCCUUUCAAUUAGUUCUAAGUCUUAUACAGAAAUCUGCCUUGUUGCCUGCUAAAAGCAAGCAUCUAUAAUGCAUGCUGUUGUGGCUGUUGUUGUCAAUGUGGACUUGAUAUUUAGUUAUAUUAAAAAUUAUCUGUGAAA